AUGGUUGAAGCAAUUAUCAAGACGCAGCCCAGUCUGAGCAUAACCCCGGAUCACAUAACCUUUGGAAUAGAGACCCACCUGGGCCGAAUACCUAGGCCAGCAAGAUCCUCUAGACCACCUUCGAAGUCGUUCAAGGACCACGCGGAGGAGUACCUGGGCAAUCUUAACAGCGCAUUCGAUUUGACAGCUCAUAUUAAAUCGUCUCAGUGGCAAAAUAGCUAUGAUCUUUCGAGAUUGGACGAUGAUACCAAAUCAAGAUUGUACACUUCAUGGAAAGACAGGGUCGACAACAUCGUUGAUGCGAGCAUACAAGUGAUGCGUUCGGAGAAGGGUGUGAAGCUUAAUAAACCUCUAGCGGACGGGGAAUACACUACUGCACCGAAGAUCAAUUGGUCAAGAGCUUUGACUAAAUCAUACAAUUUCUCGUCUACAGAUAAACCAAAGUAUCAUGAUAUUGAUAUGGAACGCAUCAAUGGAUGGGAUCUGCAAGAAGAGCAAGACUCUCUCGAGGACGAGGCACUGAGAAUGCCGAUAAAAUUCUCGAAAGGUAUGUUAGGAAAAACCAUCCCCGCCUUUCAAGAUAUCCAGGUGCCUAGUCAUACUAUGUCGAUCAAUUACCCUCCUUCCGAAGGUGAAUAUAUCGAAGAUAUCGAUAAUUUGGUGUUCGAAUUUGAUUCGACUCGCGGGAUGUAUGGUCAAGAGAGAUCCGCGAAAGAUGAAUUGAACGAGGAAGAUCGGAUGAUGCUCAGCCAAGUUGUUAAAUCGGCCUAUCGGCUCGCUUCUCGUAUCAGAGCAUAUGAAUCUGGGGGCCAAAUCGAGACCGGUAAAGGCCUUUACAGAAAGGACGAUUUGGAUCUUAUAAUGAGUAGGUUGACGAGUCUGAAUGGACACACUGCCCAAAGGGGUAAAAGAUUAUUAUAUUUCAUAUCGGACGAGGAAGGUGCCGCAACGAGGCAGAUCGAUCGUGAUGAUGAGUAUGAUCGAUGGACUUGGAAAACCUUGUACGUGGCAUCUGAUGACCAUGCUGGUUUUGCACAACCGAUCGAUUUAGAGACGAUCAAGAGACUGCGGAAGAUCAGUGCAGGGGCUCAAGCUACCUUCGAUUAUUUGAAACAGUCUCAAGAUGGGCUCUCAGUGGCUGAUUAUAUACUGAGUUUGUAUUCUUUGGAUGACCGUCAGAAAGAUUUAGGAGCUGAUUCGAUGCUGUGCGGAAACAUUCUGGAAGAAGUUGCGGAUGGGGCGGAGUGA
Molecule: messenger RNA, 1248 nt
Organism: Kwoniella botswanensis
Lineage: Eukaryota; Fungi; Basidiomycota; Tremellomycetes; Tremellales; Cryptococcaceae
Exons: 1
Coding region: 1-1248 (415 amino acids)
Source: RefSeq, a predicted model, not a curated record